Somion occarium is the source of this 3864-nucleotide messenger RNA. Lineage: Eukaryota; Fungi; Basidiomycota; Agaricomycetes; Polyporales; Cerrenaceae. The record is from the annotation of a GenBank genome assembly.
AGUGUGAAAUGUAACUCGCACAUUCUCUCAAUGAUACAAUGCUUCAUUGAAAAGUCUCAUGGGCAAGGUAUCGAAACAUUUAAAAGAAGUCGACAUCAGAAUAUCUUGGAGGAUUGGCAAAUAGUUCGAUUGUGAUUUUGAUAUUUUAUUUCGUCACGGUAAAUCGCUUACCAGUAAUAUCUAAAUUAGGCCAAAUCUCUUUGAAUUUACUCAACCAUAAUGCUGAAACUCACCCUGCCUACCACACUGUUUGCGACAUAGACACUCUAUCAACACGAUAAAAACGACCCAGCGAGGGACCUAAGUUCAUACAUACCCAUCUAAAAUUAGCGGAGCGGUCACUGCAUCCGAGCCGACAUUUGUGGUGAAAGCGCUGAAGCAACUUCACACAGCACUCUUGCGCAGUUCCAUGACUCUGUAUGUCGGCGUACAGUGUCUCAGACCGUGAUUCUUGGACAGAACAACGUCCUGACAAGCCUCUGGUCGUAAAGGUCCAUUACGAUGGAAUUAACAAACGGAUAACCUUCUCGUCUAGUCGAUCAUGUACUUUUGACUUGCUUAGACACAAGGUUGAGCAAUGUUAUGCUCUGUCGGCCACUUCUUAUGCCAUUACUUACACUGACGAUGACGGAGAGACCACUGACAUCACGACGGACGCCGACCUCACCGAAGCAAUUCGAUAUUUCCAUGCUGGCUCCGACGAGCCUCUAUCCUCGGCAGCAUCCAUUCUCUCAGGUCGUAGCUUCGGAAGGGGGAAGAUCACACUUAGGUUCAAGAUCUCUGUCGACUACGAUGGACCUAGUCUCUCCGAUACAUCCUCUCUUGUCAGUCUUGACGAGUUCAAGGAUCGAAAUGGCAGUGCCUAUUCGCUUUCGUUCUCCUCGUCCUUAUCAGCCGAACCCGAAGAUGAUGCGGUGACUGUGAGCUCAAAGGACAUGGGCUCCAAGUACGACAUAUUCCGAGCACGAGCAGGUCCAAAAACGAUCAUGUCAGGCCCAAGUAGGGAACCUCUCAUCCAACGGUCUGCUAAACCUCCGGAAAGCGACUGGGACCAACAAACGGUUUCUAGCGUACCUCUGUCGCCGAACAUGCAGAAGCAGAAGGUGGCGGCAGCUCCGAGCAGGUUGUCUCCAGGAGGAAGCAUGAAUGGCAAGGAACCUGCAGAAGAUCCUUCAUCAGUGUUCGAGCGGUUGAAGCUCAGUGAGGGUUUAAACGGUUCACCUAGCUCUUCGUAUGGAUCAUCCACGCUGCAAUCCGAACGCGGUGCAGCAUGGCUUCGCGACCAGAACGCGCGAACCAUCAAGACUAUGCUCGGCACUCUUCCUGAACCCUCGGAAUCGGAGUCAGAUCAAAUCUCACUUAGUGAAGCCGACGAUACUCGGUCAGUUAUGAGCGGGGAAUUGUACUUGCACAAAGACCCCCGAGGCAAGUUCUACUACUCCUAUACCGCAGGAUCAUCGGUGGCGCAGAGCAGCUGUGAUUCGGGAUACGACGACUCUAGUAGCGUCACCUAUGAUGCCGAUGUGAGCAACCCCAAUACGUCCGACGCCGCUCAGAGCCGACCGACAUCCAUGCAAGUCAACUGGUUCCAGCAACAGCAAGACACCGGCCCACUGGCCGACCUCUCGCGUCGUGCUACUGCGUCUACAUCACAGCUUGUGAACCACCGAGCCAACUCUGAACCCAUUAUUUCCCAUAUUUCACUGGACAUACCGCCAGAGUUGCUUCCGUUCAUUACUUCCACCCCGCUGGCGCCUCCGGUGAAUCCAACCGAUUGCUCAAACUGCGGUGCUCUUCUCGAGACUCUGCGGUAUGUGUGCUCAACGUGUGGAGAGAAGGAACCUCCAAAUGCGUGUUCUUCGCCAUCUCUAAACGGUGAUGCGGAGUCUUUUGGCAAGGGGAAGGGUAAGGAAGUAUCGCCUCCACCAUCCGACCACCUCUAUCCACCCCGCCGUCCUGCAUAUUCUUCCUCAGCCUCUCCUUCCGUUUCGUCAUGGACACUCGUUGCCGACGAUAACCCAUUCCAUGACAGCAAUGCGGUCAAACCGCAGAAGCCAUACAAACCUCUUCCCGCGAUCCCGAUCAACUCUCCAGCCAAACCGACCUCUGGUAUCAGUCCCCGAUCCUCAACCGCGUCCUCUUCUUCUUACCUCUCCAUCCCCGGUAGGACCGUCGACACAUGUUCAAAUGGCUACGAACUCUGUUUCAGUUGUAUCGAGAGUGCGGGAGUGAUCCAUGCAUUGGAAAUGACGCUCGCUCCUGGGUCUUCUCCUGGGUCGGGCGAUUGGCCUCCGAGUCCGGAAGAUGCAGAGUUGGCUUUAUCGCAGUGGAGAAGAAGUGCACCCAAGAGGAAGGGACAGCUGAGGCAUGCGUAUUUGGAGAAGGUUUGGGGUCCGAGGGGUUGGGACGAUGUUGAACAAGAUGACGUACGUUCCCCGGAAUGUUCUGCAUGCGGCACUGUCAUCGUGAAUAAGCGGUACAAGUGCGCAUCGUGCAAGAACUUCAAUCUUUGUAGGGCUUGUUACAGUCAAGUGCAUGAAGUGCAUCCUGCUCAUGCCUUCCUCUUGAUACCUGAGAAGCCCGCACGCACAAGAAGUGAGCCAGUCAUGGACAUGCCGCCAAUACCUGCGGAUAAUGAAGAACCUUCCAUGACUCAUGGAGUGAAGUGUGUUCACUGUAUGCUCGACAUUGUUGGAGCACGAUUCCAUUGUGCUAUUUGUCCUUCUGUCGACAUUUGCUCGAAUUGCGAAUCGGCAGGUCUACCAGGAAACCUCGACUCGGCGGAUGGGGGUCAUAGCUCUUCUCACAUCAUGAUCAAGAUUCCAUACCCGUUGCCCAGCGACGAACUCCAGAUUGCGAGUCGGCGAGUAAAGCAAUUGUGGGAUCGCGAUGCACCGAACCUCGAGACUCCUCCGAGAUCAAGACGAGAUUCGCUUCUAUCAUCUUAUGCUCGCACUGUGAUGGCGGGUUCAGGGUCUUCGCUGGAUGUGGCCACUGUUUCAGGUAUGGAUCCUGAAGAUCACGGCAUACGGUGUAGUGAAUGCACGAAGCCCAUUCGAGGCGUCCGCUUUCAAUGUGCAAACUGUGUUUCGAAACCGAACUCGUACAGCUUGUGUGCAUCGUGCGAGGCACGUUCAUAUGUCGUGCAUGACCCAAUGCAUGUAUUCUUCAAGUUACCUCGACCAGUGAACACGCAAAUAGAGUGCGACUUCCCUAUGCUUCCUCAUCUAUACAGGAGCCCAGCUGGCCCGCCUGGUGGCGUUUUCAAUUCGCAGAACCCCAAAGAGUACCUACAGAGCCUAUAUCAUCCUUCUGCCUUAUGUGAUCGUUGUAUGCAACGUAUCACUGGGGAAUGGUUCCGCUGCGUUUAUUGCGCUAAGGAUCUCUGUGACAAUUGCGAGUCUAUGGACACUCACGAUGAUUCGCAUUUCUUUAUGGUUUUCAAGUCCGAGGUUGAUAUGCAACGCUUCCGUGUAUUUGCGCAAUUAGAGCGGGCGAAUGGUAGUCCGCCUGUCGUCCCAUACCGUGUGUAUACUUCAUGAUCUAGUUCUUUCAUCUGGUUCUGUUGUGCUAUCUCAUGCUGUAAUAUUGUAUCAUUUCAUCUCCAUCUCUAGCUAUCUAUCUCAUACACUUAGUAUCGUUUCUUUGGGACUCGUUAGAUUCAUAUUCGCAUAGCAGUCAGGUCCGAGGUCGACAAGUCGAGGACAGACUGAUCAACAACGUAGCAAUGAUCUCAAUCAUGAUAUGUUAGACAUCAUCUACACUGCCAAUGCAGGUACUCGACAACGGCGAGCCUGAAUACGUGUCAAUGUCAUUCAUCUUGUCCUCUGGGCGUCGUAAAUUAUGCGGAUUCAGACCUGCCUC